AUGAAUCCAAAAAAUUAUUCAUCCUGUGAACUACCAGAUCAUGAUUCUGAAUUUCUAAAUAUGGUUUGUACUAAUCAUUAAUGCAAAAAAAAUCGAAAAUUAUUGUGUUCCCAUUGUUAAUUAAAUCAUUAAGAAUGUAUAAAAAUUUCAUUAAGAAAAUUCACUCAAAUCUAUUAAGAUCAAAUAAAUCCUUAUAAUUUAGAAUCUUUGAAAAAAUAAUAUAACGAGUAUUGAAUUAUUUCUUAAUGUUAGUUUGAAUAAACAUUUUAAUUAAAUUGAAGAAACAUUAGAUUACUCUUACAAAUUUUUUAAUGACAAAUUGAAUCAAAUCAAAACAUCAAUUAAUCAGUAAUUAAAUAACAAAUAUAUUUAUUUAGUGUAAAAAAAUAAAUCUAUUCAAAUCAAUCUGAUACAUCCAAAUAAAAAUAAUUUUUAAACUUAUAAUAAUUUGAAUUAGAACCAUCUAUCGAAAAUUUCAAUAAUCUUCUUGCAGAUAUUGAAUCCUUUAAACCUAAUUCAGAUAAGAUCCCGUUUAAAGUCAAGAAUAUCGGUCCUCCUAAAUUUUUAAAUGAGGAUAUUAAUAAUAUGGAAAUUAUUGUUUCAAAAUUCUAAAAAGCUGCUUAAACAAUAACUGAGUAAUAUCGAAAUUUAUUUGAUACUUUCCAAAAGAAUAUCAAAAACUUAUUCCCAAAUAUUCUCAUAGAAUAAUUGAGUAAUAAUUCAAGUGUUCCUUCGUUUAAUCCAAUUAAUAAUUAAUAAUAAUAAUAAUAAUAAUAAUAAUAAUAAAAAUCUAGAUAAAUUUAAAAUGAUCAAAAUAUUUAAGUUUCAAGUAAUAAAUAGUAAAUAAAUAAAUCAAUUACUUAACCAAUUCAUUAAAAUGAAUAAUUUGUAGAUUAAACAAUACUUAAUAUUAAAACAGAAGAGAAUAAAUAAGAUAAAUAUGAUAUUUAAAAAGAAUAUUAUAAAUCAAAUAUUCAUACUUUAGUUUCAAAUUAAAUAUGUAAUUAUUUAGAAAUGUAUAUAAAGCAUCUAUUUAAAAUAAUAAUUCACUUGAAAAUGAUAUAGUUUUAGAAGUUAAUGAUGAAAAGUAAUUUAACUUUAAACUUGAAGGAUCAGAAAUUACUAAAAUGCUACUUAUAAAUGAAAAUAUAAUUUUUGGAAUAGGUGGAACAAAGUUUUAUAUCUUUGAUGUUUCAUCUUAGUAGGCUAAGAAUGAGAAUGUUUAAAGCAUUCUAACUAUUUCAGAAGAUGCUGGAUUUAUUGAUUUAGCAUAUUUUAGGUUGGAUGAGCAAAAUGGAUAUAUUUAUUUAGCAACUAAAAAAGGGAGUAUCUUGAAAUUCUUAGCUGAAGGAAAAAAGAAUAUCAAAAUUAAAUAAGAUUAGAUGUAACCUAAAAUAAUUGAUUAACCUGGAAUGCUCUAAAUUUUAAUAAGUGAAGAGGGUGACAAAUUAUAUAGUAUUGGAGAGGAAAUGAAAGUCAAGAUUUGGUCCUUAAAUAAUAUGGAGUUUAUAAAGAGUUUAUUAUUGGAAGAAAAUGCAACAGCAUUUCAUAUGGAUUGGAAGAUUCUAUUUAUUGGAGGAAAGAACUCAAUCACGAUUUGGGAUUAGAUCACUUUAAAAAAUGAAAAUUUGGUAGUUUCGAAAUAGAAAGUAAAAAAAAUAUUGACAAAUACAUCCAAAUUAUUUUUAGGUUUGGAAGAUUACAUUAAGAUUUAUACUUUUACAAACUAAAGAAAAUUAGAAUUUUUUACAAAUAUACCAUGUUAAAAAAUUAAUUUGAUUCAAACAAUAAAGACUUAUUCUAUCUUAGUUAUUUCAUAUACUUUUGUAUAAAUUGACAAUUAUAUUAUAUUAGAAAUAAGAAGAAAAAGUGUGUUUAUAUGAUUAUGAAGAUGAAUUACCUCCUAAAGAACUAUUGGAAUAAUCAGCAUAAUGUUGUUCAGUAUAUGAGUAAAAUAAGGUUAAUUAUUUGGCAUUUAUUCAAAAAACAGGUAUAUGUGUUACAUUUAAAAUGGAAUAGAAAUAUUAGUUGGCAUAAUGA
Messenger RNA from Paramecium primaurelia, 2040 nucleotides. NCBI's taxonomy places the organism in Eukaryota, Ciliophora, Oligohymenophorea, Peniculida, Parameciidae. The record is from the annotation of a GenBank genome assembly.